UAGGUAUAUAAAAUUGAAAUUUGAUCAAGUUAAUGAAUUUCUUUGGAAUUUAACAGAAGAAAAUAAAUGCCAAAUAAUAAUUUCGAACAAUCCUAUCUCACAUUCGCAUCAACGCAGAUUUUCAAAAGUUGUAAACAAUGAAUGGCUAACUUAUGUUUUAAUGUAAAAUAAUUAAUGUACAUUUUUAAAAUGACAGUAAAUUUAUAUAAUUUUUAUAAUCAAAUUAUAUAAUUAAUUAAAAAAUUUACAUUUUUUAUAUAGGCAUCUUCAUUUAGAAUUAUGUAAAAUAUCUCGAGAAAUGGACUUGAUAUUCGGAGUAGAAAUGACUAUGUCCAUAGGAUGUUAUUUCUGCUGGUUAGCACAAACCUUCUGCGAAAUACUCAACGUGAUACUUAUCAACGAUUAUGUGAAGAAUAGAAUAUUAUAUGCAAUUUUAGUUUCAACUUGGUGUCUCUACUAUAUCUUCAAACUCUUAUUCAUUAAUUAUGUAUGUGAGAAGAUCAGUGCUAAGGCAAAUGCGACAGGAGAUUUAAUAAAUAGAAUACCUUAUUGUAAUGUUAACCAUGAAAAUGUAAGUCAACCUUUUAAUCUUAAAUUGAGUAUGUUAAAUAUUGCUAAAAUAAAUACAUGGUUUUAACCUUCAAUACAUGCACUGGAUUAGCAUAACUCGGAUGAAUUUUCGAUGUUGUAGCACUUCAACCAAUCUACUUUUAAUUUGUGCAAAAUAUCUCUAAUACUAUUACGUUUAUUGGCUUUUUAAUCGGAAUAUUCUUUAUCUUCGAACUUCAAGCUAUAAAUUUAAAAAAAUGAUUUAAAAUUGGUACAUUUGAACCAGAGAUACAUGCAAAUAAAAACGCCGGGAAAAAUCCGAGUAUACGUAAAUCGAGAUUUUUAUGUAUGCGUAUUGAAGAUUUUAUGUUGAAUUAAAAAUAGGGAACUAAAAAUAUGUAUAUUAUGUAAAUAUAGAUUUCACAGUUUUUACUGCAAAUAGCUCAAGCACCUCUCAAAUUCUGCGGACUUGGACUUUUCCAAUUUGGUUAUAAAGUUUUUCAUGAGGUAUGUUGUACUCUGCCAUUUUUCUAUAACUAUAAAAGUGCUUAUAAUAAAUAUAUAAAAUAUAAUUUUUUUAGUUCUCCAAAUACACUGCAACCAUUUUAGUUAUAUUAGUGCAAAUGCAUAUAAAUAAGUAAGCAAACUCAACAAUCAUGAAUAAAAUAAUGUAUAAAUGAUUAACUUUAAAUUAUUUAAAUAUUAAUAAAUAAAAUAUUAAACGUUCAACAAAAUGUUUUCUAAAUAUAUAUUGAUUAUUUAUACGCUGCAAACUAAUUUUUCGUUCCUCGUAAAACUAAUAUUUUGUAUUUCAUAUGUAAAAAAACCUGUUCUUCCUACACUUAUUUUCUAUGUUUGUACAUUUUUUAAAAAUAUAUAUUUCUAUCAUUAUUUUAAAACGCAACAAUUGUAAAGAUUGUUUAACUCUUUAAAGCGUCAUAUACACGUACAUAAUACAUAUACAUAUAUGUAAUAUACGUAUACAUAUGUAAUAUAUCUUAUAAAAGUUAAAAGAUAUUAUUUUUUUAUUUACUCUAAUGUUUUUGAAUUUCGAAUUGCUAAAUCACAAUCUAAAUUAAGUCAAAAAUUCAAAAUUUACAACGGUUGAUUUAAUACGCGACUCAAAAUCUAACAAAUUUUGAUUUUAU
Messenger RNA from Monomorium pharaonis (pharaoh ant), 1697 nucleotides. RefSeq lists its product as uncharacterized. The transcript is spliced from 2 exons. The record is from RefSeq and is a predicted model, not a curated record. The coding region runs from base 299 to 637 and encodes 112 amino acids. NCBI's taxonomy places the organism in Eukaryota, Metazoa, Arthropoda, Insecta, Hymenoptera, Formicidae.